Messenger RNA from Plenodomus lingam JN3, 417 nucleotides. RefSeq lists its product as uncharacterized. Lineage: Eukaryota; Fungi; Ascomycota; Dothideomycetes; Pleosporales; Leptosphaeriaceae. The record is from RefSeq and is a predicted model, not a curated record.
AUGACUCAUUUGACAUACUCCUUGGAACCAGGUGUGUGCAGUUUUGAUGAGCCACAAAAUCUGGAAAACAUACUCGGUGAUGAGGCUAAGAGCCUUGAUUGUGACUCGAGUGCGCAUUUUAGCAAUGUUGAGAAGAUGGCAAAAUCUAUCGGCCGGUUCACCACAGUCAUUUGCAGUAUCACAACUAAAUUUUCUCUACACGUUGAUGAUGCCGAUGCAGUUGCUACGGAUUUACAAAGACAAAAGGGUACGAUUAUAUCUGGAAAAGCUUAUGAUUGGGCCAGUAAAGUGACAUGCGUUGAUACUGUUCGGUUGUGUCGUUGUUACCGAGUCAUAACCAUAUUACUCUUGGACGGAGUCAAUUGCGUCUGCGACACCUCGCUUCGACACUGUCAGACACUCAAGACCAACAUGUAA